AGUUAACUACAUUAACUUUAGAAUAUAUGUCUACCUUAAAAAGUCAAGUCUGCUUUAAAUUUAAUCAUCUCUGGUGAAAGGGAUGGGAUGGAGCUUUGCUUUUUAUCAUAUAUUCAUCUGUACCUUUAAAGUAUUCAAGUAGAAAAAUAUAAACAAUGUAAAUAAAAUAGCAAAACAAUAUAAUAUCUCAUAAAACUGCAAUGGUAAAAGCAUUUAUCCUAUUGAAAUUCCACAAUUUUUAUUUGAAAACAUUAUCAACAUGUAAUUCAAGUGGCAUUUAGAAGAAUAAUUUAAAAGCAACAACUCUCUGGAAAGCUUCUAAAAUGAUUAAGUAGUUUAAACCAAAUAAAACAAUUUCUGAGUCAGUCAUCCCCAGUAGGUCUAUUUUAGUCUCAAGAUAAAUUCAUUUCUGGUGACAACCGAAGUUCUUAGUUAUUUGUUAGUAUAUAUUGGAGACAUUUACAAUAAAACUUAGAGCACAGUGGGAAAUGAAAGUAUCAUAUUAUUUUUUUUAAGACCAAAUGUAUUGCAGAAAUGUAAGUAAUUUAAUCCAAUGCUACAAUCUGAUCAUUCUGAUCUAAUCUGAUCAUUUAAUAACACUAAAUAAAACCUUCAUCUCACAUUCUUUGGCUGUUUCUUUUAAAAUAUGGGUUUAGGGAUAAAUCAAAUAAAUUCAAAACAAAGUAAUAAGCAGAUGGUAUUUUUUUCUCAGUAAUCUAGUAGAGUAUUACAUUUAGAAGUCAUCUGUAUCUCAGUGCAGUAACUAUUUAGGACUCUAAGCGCCGCUGUUCACCUACUGGGAGAGAAAUGCAACCGAAAACACUCAGAUCUCACACCUCGCAAAGACCCGCAGAUGCCACAAACUAACUGCGGGACUGUAGCGAAACCCCACCCCUGUUUGGAGGCACUGUAGGUUUCCGGAGGAUUAUCAUCUCCAUAGCUGCGGCAAGAAACUAAAUACCCACUUAUGCACAGUGAAGAUUCUGAGGGGAUUCUGCAGCAAAAUAACAAUGGCCGCUCCACAGAGUCGCCCCAGACGCGGCGAGCUGAUCCUGCUGUGCGCGCUGCUGGGGACGCUGUGGGAAACCGGGACGGGACAGAUUCGCUACUCGGUGCCAGAAGAGACGGACAAAGGCUCCUUCGUGGGUAAUGUCUCCAAGGACCUGGGGCUGGACCCCCGGGAGCUGGCGAAGCACGGAGUCCGUAUCGUCUCCAGAGGUAGGACGCAGCUCUUUGCUCUGAACCCGCGCAGCGGCAGCUUGGUCACCGCGGGCAGGAUAGACCGGGAAGAGCUCUGUGCUCAGAGCCCGCGGUGUCUGAUAAAUAUUAACAUCCUGGUUGAGGAUAAAGGAAAACUCUUUGGGAUAGAAAUAGAAAUAAUUGAUAUUAACGAUAAUAACCCGAAAUUCCAGGUCGAAGAUCUAGAAGUAAAAAUUAACGAAAUCGCGGUUCCUGGAGCACGUUAUCCACUCCCAGAAGCUGUUGACCCGGAUGUGGGCGUGAACUCCCUCCAGAGCUACCAGCUCAACCCCAAUCACCACUUCUCCCUGGACGUGCAGACUGGAGACAAUGGAGUCAUAAACCCAGAGCUGGUGCUGCAGCGCGCCCUGGACAGGGAGGAAGAGGCUGCUCACCACCUGGUCCUCACGGCCUCAGAUGGCGGCGAGCCGCGUCGCUCCAGCACAGUGCGCAUUCAUGUGACAGUGUUGGAUACAAAUGACAACGCCCCGGUUUUUGCUCAACCGAUUUACAGAGUGAAAGUCCUUGAGAACGUGCCCCCAGGCACGCGGCUGCUUACUGUAACAGCCAGCGACCCGGAUGAGGGAAUCAACGGAAAAGUGGCUUACAAAUUCCGGAAAAUUAAUGAAAAACAAACUCCGUUAUUCCAGCUUAAUGAAAAUACUGGGGAAAUAUCAAUAGCAAAAAGUCUAGAUUAUGAAGAAUGUUCGUUUUAUGAAAUGGAAAUACAAGCCGAAGAUGUGGGGGCACUUCUGGGGAGGACCAAAUUGUUCAUUUCGGUGGAAGAUGUAAAUGACAAUAGACCAGAAGUGAUCAUUACGUCUUUGUUUAGCCCAGUGUUAGAAAAUUCUCUUCCCGGGACAGUAAUUGCGUUCUUGAGUGUGCAUGACCAAGACUCUGGAAAGAAUGGUCAAGUUGUCUGUUACACACGUGAUAAUUUACCUUUUAAAUUAGAAGAGUCAAUAGAUAAUUAUUAUAGAUUAGUGACAAGGAAAUAUUUGGACCGAGAAAAUGUCUCUAUCUACAAUAUCACAGUGAUGGCCUCAGAUCUAGGAACACCGCCUCUGUCCACUGAAACUCACAUCGCCCUGCACGUGGCAGACAUUAACGACAACCCUCCUACAUUCCCUCGUGCCUCCUACUCAGCUUAUAUCCUAGAGAACAACCUGAGAGGAGCCUCCAUCUUCUCCUUGACUGCACACGACCCCGACAGCCAGGAGAAUGCCCAGGUCACUUACUCUGUGACCGAGGACACGCUGCAAGGGGCGCCCCUAUCCUCGUACAUCUCCAUCAACUCUGACACGGGUGUCCUGUAUGCGCUGCAAUCUUUCGACUAUGAGCAGAUCCGAGACCUGCAGCUACUGGUAACAGCCAGCGACAGCGGGGACCCGCCCCUCAGCAGCAACGUGUCACUGAACCUGUUCGUGCUGGACCAGAAUGACAACGCGCCCGAGAUCCUGUACCCCGCCCUCCCCACAGACGGUUCCACUGGCGUGGAGCUGGCGCCCCGCUCCGCAGAGCCUGACUACCUGGUGACCAAGGUGGUGGCGGUGGACAGAGACUCGGGCCAGAACGCCUGGCUGUCCUACCGCCUGCUCAAGGCCAGCGAGCCAGGACUCUUCGCGGUGGGGCUGCACACGGGCGAGGUGCGCACGGCGCGAGCCCUGCUGGACAGAGACGCGCUCAAGCAGAGCCUCGUGGUGGUCGUCCAGGACCACGGCCAGCCCCCUCUCUCCGCCACUGUCACGCUCACCGUGGCCGUGGCUGACAGCAUCCCCGAAGUCCUGACCGAGUUGGGCAGUCUGAAGCCUUCGGUCGACCCGAACGAUUCGAGCCUUACACUCUAUCUCGUGGUGGCGGUGGCUGCCGUCUCCUGUGUCUUCCUUGCCUUUGUCGUUGUGCUUCUGGGACUCAGGCUGAGGCGCUGGCACAAGUCACGCCUGCUCCAGGGUUCCAGUGGCAGAUUGGUGGGUGUGCCUGCCUCACAUUUUGUAGGUGUUGAGGAGGUACAGGCUUUCCUGCAGACCUAUUCCCACGAAGUCUCCCUCACCGCCGACUCGCGGAAGAGUCACUUGAUCUUUCCCCAGCCCAACUACGCAGACACGCUCAUCAGUCAGGAGAGCUGUGAGAAAAACGAUUCUUUGUUAACAUCCGUAGAUUUUCAUGAAUGUAAGAAUGAAGCUGAUCGUGGUCAGGUGAGUUUAGUUCUUUGCUUGCUUUUAAUUUCCAGAUGAAUUUUAUUUGACAUAAGUAUGUUUUGAAAAACAUUGUGAAGAUAGUUGAAAAUAAUUUUUAAGGCACAUCACAGAGUUUCAGGUUUAUUUUGUUGGUGUUACUAUAAAGUUAAGCUCUAA
This is a messenger RNA of Mandrillus leucophaeus (drill), 3593 nucleotides long. Its product is annotated as protocadherin gamma-A8. Gene Ontology annotation, biological process: homophilic cell-cell adhesion. Lineage: Eukaryota; Metazoa; Chordata; Mammalia; Primates; Cercopithecidae. The transcript has a single exon. Bases 1011 to 3473 code for a protein of 820 amino acids. Gene Ontology annotation, molecular function: calcium ion binding. The record is from RefSeq and is a predicted model, not a curated record. Gene Ontology annotation, cellular component: plasma membrane.